This is a messenger RNA of Salvelinus fontinalis (brook trout), 8316 nucleotides long. RefSeq names its product succinate--CoA ligase [GDP-forming] subunit beta, mitochondrial-like. Lineage: Eukaryota; Metazoa; Chordata; Actinopteri; Salmoniformes; Salmonidae. Gene Ontology annotation, molecular function: succinate-CoA ligase (GDP-forming) activity; ATP binding. Gene Ontology annotation, biological process: tricarboxylic acid cycle; succinyl-CoA metabolic process. The transcript has 11 exons. Bases 33 to 1310 code for a protein of 425 amino acids. The record is from RefSeq and is a predicted model, not a curated record. Gene Ontology annotation, cellular component: succinate-CoA ligase complex; mitochondrion.
UGGUCUUUCACAUUGCUCUCUUCCGCGUCAACAUGGCGGCAUCCAUCGUAUCCCAGAUUGUAGCGAGAGGACUACGUGGAGCAAGCGCCAAGCACUUGUUUCUUGACAAAUUCAAGUGUGCACGGGUGAGUUCCAGGCGAUGGCUGAACCUGCAGGAGUAUCAGAGCAAGAAGCUGAUGCAGGAGAGUGGGGUUACAGUCCAGCGCUUCUACGUGGCUGACAAUGGCCCUGACGCCCUGCAGGCUGCCAAGAGACUCGGUGCCAAGGAGAUAGUCCUGAAGGCCCAGAUUCUGGCUGGGGGACGAGGCAAGGGCGUGUUCGACAGUGGCCUUAAAGGUGGAGUGCACUUAACUAAAGACCCCUCGGUGGUGGGUGAUCUGGCCAAUAAGAUGCUAGGUUAUAGCCUGACCACCAAGCAGACUCCAAAAGAGGGAGUGAAAGUAAAAACGGUGAUGGUGGCUGAAGCCCUGGACAUCACCAGGGAAACCUACUUUGCCAUCCUGAUGGACCGGGCCUGCAACGGGCCUGUCAUGGUGGGCAGUCCUCAGGGUGGGAUGGACAUAGAGGAGGUGGCCGACAAAACCCCAGAGCUCAUAUUUAAGGAAGUCGUAGAUAUUUUCGAGGGGGUGCGAGACGACCAGGCGCUCCGCAUGGCAGCUCAUUUGGGUUUCAAAGGACCUCUGGAGAGACAGGCUGCAGAUCAGAUUAAGAGGCUCUAUGAUCUGUUCCUGAAAGUCGACGCCACUCAAGUUGAAGUCAAUCCUCUCGGAGAGACUCCCGAAGGACAAGUGGUGUGCUUUGAUGCCAAGAUCAAUUUUGACGAUAACGCAGAGUUCCGUCAGAAAGCCGUCUUUGCCCUGGACGACAUGUCAGAGAGCGAUCCCACCGAGACGGAGGCAGCCAAAUGGGACCUCAAGUACAUCGGCUUGGAUGGAAACAUCGCCUGCUUUGUGAAUGGGGCUGGUCUGGCUAUGGCCACAUGUGAUAUCAUCGACCUCCAUGGAGGGAAGCCGGCCAACUUCCUGGACCUGGGAGGAGGGGUGAAGGAGAAGCAGGUGUACGAGGCAUUCAAACUGCUCACUGCUGACCCCAAGGUGGAAGCCAUCCUGGUGAACAUCUUCGGGGGCAUCGUCAACUGUGCCAUCAUUGCCAACGGUAUCACCAAGGCUUGCCGUGAGCUGGAGCUCAAAGUGCCUCUGGUUGUCAGGCUGGAAGGUGCAGUCAGGUGGCAGGAAGGGUGGAGUGCAUCACACUCCAUCCUGGAUAUGACAGAGUUUGCCUCAACCCAUGGGUUCAGCAGGAAGAGUUAAAUAAAUACAGCUGGAUGUGAGAUGCAGGAAGAUGGCACUCUUCUCAUACCAGUCUGUAGCUACUGACCAAGUUUCCUCCAGGAGUAAUAUGAGAUGAGUGCAAUUUCUGAACUUACACAAUGUACAAAACAUUAAGGACACCUUCCUAAUAUUUAGUUGCACCCCCACUUUUGCCCUGAAACAGCCUCAAUUCGUCAAGGCAUGGACGCACGGUGUCGACAGCAUUCCACAGGGAUACUGGCCCAUGUUUACUUCAAAGCUUCCCACAGUUGUGUCAAGUUGGCUGGGUGUUCUUUGCGUGGUGGACCAUUCUUGGUGCACACGGGAAACUGUUGAGUAUGAAAACCACAGCAGCAUUAAAGUUUUUGACACAAACCGGUGGCUGGGCACCUACUACCAUACCCCGUUCAAAGGCACUUCAACCUUUUUAUCACUCUGAAUGGCACACAUACACAAUCCAUGUCUCAAUUGUCAAAAAUCAUUCUUUAACCGGUCUCCUCCCCUUUGUCUACACUGAUUUGAAGUGACAUCAAUAAGGGAUCAUAGCUUUCACCUGGUAAGUGUUUGUCAUGGAAAGAGCAGGUGUCCUUAAUAUUUUGUGAACUCAGUAUAUGUAGAUAUUCUAAACAACGUGUUUUGAUAACUUUACAGUGUAACAGUUCCAUGUAGAUUAAACCAUCCUUCACAUAAUACUGUAGAAGCAGUGUUCUGCUGAUAUAACAAUGUGCAAAUAUUACACUUGUCUUUCAUCUCCGAUGACGUGGAUGUCGAUUAAGGCAGCACCGCUGAUUUAGACGGGUUGGGUUAAAUGAGGAAGACACAUUUCAGUGGAAUGCAUUCAGUUGUACAAUUGACAAAGUAUCCCCCUUUCCCUUUCUAUUGUCAUUCACAGCCCAUUUCAGAAUCUGUACCAAUUAGCAUGUUGUCUGUUGGUACAUGUUAGUCGUCAUCCCUUCGUAUGGUGUCCCAUAUAAGACAGUUCCCUGACACGUUUGAAGAAUACACAGGCUCCCCCCACCAUUCAAUUCAAUAAUAACAAAAGAUGAUGAGAAGUAAUAGAUGUGUCUUGUGUAAUUGUUAUGCAGUGUGCAGUGCAAGGUCUCUCCCAGUUCAGACAUCUGUAUCAACCUGUCUUUUAGUCAGGGGACUCCAUGACAAACAAUCUCUCCUGUCCCCCAUCUGUGGAAGAACAAGGUAGAGUUGAUACGGCACUGAUUACAUUGUCAAUGAUUGUAAGGUGAAUUCCAGGACAGACAAGUCACAGUAUUCUGACCUAUGACCAGAUCAAAUGCGACCAACCUGAAGUGGGACCGGUGCCUGGUCACGUACUGUCUGAUAUGGUAGGGGGGUUUCCACAACACUGCUGAACAACAAAUCCACCAGGUUUUGGAAGUAGCCUGUGAAUUAAAUAUCACUCAAUAAACGUAUAUCUCUAGUUUGGAAGUAAUUAUACUAAUAAACUAAGUACAGACUAGAUUCAGGCCGUGACACUGACGCCGUUACUAUGCAACCAGCUGUGUAACAUUACGUUGCUGAAUGCUUGCAGACACGUACUGGUACUCAGACUGGACAAGUACCGUCCAUCAUUUACUUAUUUUGCCCAACAAUAUAUACAAUAGACUUUUAUGAGAACAGGCAUGUUGCACUAGUAGCAGACGAAGCCCCCGAAUGCUAGCUAGCUAUUUCUAACCUAGCCUUUGAUCAUGACUCCAAGUUCCAUCACAGUAAAGGCAGAAUACCACCAGGGCCUGAGUUAUCGAGAGCAUGUGCUAACCCUAACAACAUGCCUGUUCUCAUAAAAUUAGCUAGCUACCUAACUUGCAUAACUAACGUUAGUUAGCAGGGAUCUUCUUAGCUUAGUUUGAGUUGAAACAUGUUUGAUAGCAAGCUGGCUAACGUUACAUCCUAUCAAACCUUAUCGUCAUGUGCAAUGUUAGCUAGCCAUAUCUUCCUUUCUAUGACAUUAGGGAAAGGCUAUGUACAUUACAGUAUCAUAGCUAGCUAGUUAAUCACCACACACCAGUCACAGCUAUCAUGUUGCACAUUUGUUGUAUGUAAUCCAUUCCUUACCAUCUUGCGCAAUAUUGUUGAAUGUUUUUGAAGUUUGCACCAACUUUAUGGAAGCCCAUUUUCACUCCUAUGCCGAGCAAGUGUGCGUGCGUUGCAGACUUGACAACAUGUCCACAACACAUAACAGUUGGGCCGGACACCACCUUGUUGUCUCUGGGCAGUUGGACAUCAUUGGCACAAGUGGGCAUGUAUGUAAUUUAUACCCAACCCAUCAAUACCCGUCAUGACGCACUCACUUCCAGAUCUCCUUUUGGACGAGACUGACUUUAUGACCAUAAUUAUACUACACUAUGUAGUCAAUUCUGAUACUGCAAUUUCUGGCUCAUCAAUGACACACAGGCCGUUAUAACCAGAUAAGUUGGUUCUAGGGGGCAGUUCCCCUUUAAAAUCCAUAGAUGGGGUUGAAUUUCCUGAAUGGAGGAAGCAGCAUUCCGUGUGGUCGAUACUGCUUUGACCACACACACAUACAUGUGUUUUUGUGUUCACUCUGCCAAUAUGUUUUCCUGGAAGACACAAAAAUAGAACAUUUAAUUGGUGGUUUCACUUUUCACAAACAUGCAACAAACGGCCCCUGGCUCUCAAAUUGGGGACUGGCUCAGAAGGUCAUGAUGACCAUUGGGUAGAAACAGAGCCCUGAUGGGUUUUAAUCCUUGGUUUAGCUGUGGUCAUUACAGCAGGGGCAUCAAAGAGAGGGAUUGGUUAGUCAAUCAGCUGAGCUAGCUGCGCUGACCACAGACCCCAUAAUGGCAGGAAGCUCUUCAACAGGAUCAGCCAGGAUUAACUCCACCACUUUUAAUUGGCAAGCCUUUUCUCUGCCUGCCUCCUUUUGGCACAGGUAGGGGUUGGCUGUUUUCUGAAUUCUCUAUUGAGGGCUGAGUACCACAAGGUGUGGAGUUAAGUUGAUGCCAGUGGUUGUUGUAUGAAUGGACAGGCUUUCAUUAAUUGGUCAUUUAGUUUAUUGAUGAACACUGCUGAUUACCUGGUUGUCAAGGUCACCAAUUCCAGUAGCCAUACCUGAUGUACAGUGCAUUCUGAAAGUAUUCCCUAAUCAAUCCACACACAAUACCCCAUAAUGACAAAGCGAAAAGUUUUAGGUUUUUUUGCAAAUUGGUUAAAAAUAAAAAAACAGAUACCUUAUUUACAUAAGUAUUCAGACCCUUUGCUGUGAGACUCGAAAUUGAGUUCAGGUGCAUCCUGUUCCAUUGAUCAUCCUUGAGAUGUUUCUACAACUUGAUUGGAGUACACCUGUGGUAACUUAUAUUGAUUGGACAUGAUUUGGAAAGACACACACCUGUCUAUAUAAGGUCCCACAGUUGACAGUGCAUGUCAGAGCAAAAUCCAAGCCAUGAGGUCGAAGGAAUUGUCUGUAGAGCUUUGUGUCGAUUGUGUCGAGGCACAGAUCUGGGUAAGGGUACCAAAACAGUUCUGCAGCUUUGAAGGUCCCCAGGUAGCCUAGUGGUUAGAGCGUUGGACUCGUAACCGAAAGGUUUCAAGAUCGAAUUCCCGAGCUGACAAGGUAAAAAUCUGUCGUUCUGCCCCUGAACAAGGCACUUAACCCACUGUUCCUAGGCUGUCAUUGAAAAUAAGAAUGUGUUCUUAACUGACUUACCUAGUUAAAUAAAGGUAAAAUAAAAAACACAGUGGCCUCCAUAAUCCUUAAAUGGAAGAAGUUUGGAACCACCAAGACUCAUAGAGCUGGCCGCCCGCCCAAACGGAGCAAUCGGGGGAGAAGAGCCUUGGUCAGGGAGGUGACCAAGAACCCGAUGGUCACUCUGACAGAGCUCCAGAGUUCCUCUGUGGAGAUGGGAGAACCUUCCAGAAGGACAACCAUCUCUACAGCACAUCAAUCAGGCCUUUAUGGUAAAGUGGCCAGACGGAAGCCACGCCUCAGUAAGUUGUGAUACAGCCUGGAAUCGAACCAGGGAGUUCGUGCCACUCGGGAGCCCCGACAACGACCCUAAGCCACACAGCCUAGACAACACAGGAGUGACGUCGGGUUGAGUCUCUGAAUGUCCUUGAGUGGCACAGCCAGAGCCCGGACUUGAACCCAAUCGAACAUCUCUGGAGAGACCUGACAAUAGCUGUGCAGCGACACUCCCCAUUAAACCUGACAGAGCUUGAGAGUAUCUGCAGAGAAGAAUGGGAGAAACUCCACAAAUACAGGUGUGCCAAGCUUGUAGCGUCAUACCCAAGAAGACUCGAGGCUGUAAUCGCUGCCAAAGGUGCUUCAAUAAAGUACUGAGUAAAGGGUCUGUAAUUGUGAUAUUUCAGUUUAAAAUGUUUGCUAAAAUGUAUAACUUGUUGUUGCUUUGUCAAUAUGGGCUAUUUUGUGUAGAUGGUGAGGGGGAAAAAACAUUUAAUCCAUUUUAGAAUAAAGCUUUAACGAAUAUACACACAAACACACACACUAAAUGUAAGGUGCUCGAUGAGGAACUACUGCGUACUCCUUGAGACUCUGACCUCAGUGUUUGUGUGUGUUUGUGUUAUGUGUCUGUGUGUAUGCAUGAGUCUGUGUUAAUAAAAUUCCCCUUAUACUCACCACAGGGUCGAGUGAAAAAGUGAUUAUUCCCUUCAGGCCAUUCCAUUGCUAUUUAUUUACACAGCCAUUAUGUUGCUGCUUGUCUGUCUGUCUCUGGGCAUGGAGGCCAGUCUCCUUAAAGGGAUACUGGGGGGAUAUAGCCAUUUUCCAAUGUAAUUAAAAAAGGACUAGUGGUCCUGCAGAGGUCGAAAUGGCUCCGUCAGUCCUGACAAUGUCAUUAUAGCUUAAAUAGAACCAUCUACUGCUAUCUAGCUACAGACCAACACACACACACACACACACACACACACACUCACAGCCACACCAGCAUGCCUGUCACAUGCUCAUUACCACAAAUAUAAACUCUCACUCGCUUCUCCCUUUAUCGCUCUAGCACACGCUCUCUCAGACACUCAAACAUGCACACUUAGGGAAGGAACUAUAGGCUCUGAGUAACUAAAAUUGUAGUUUCAGAAAGAGAGCAGGAGGCCCUCCCUCCUCCUCCAGGUCCCAGACUGUGGCAGUGUAUUCCCCUCAGCCGGACAGUCCUCCAGGGUACAAUAGGCCCCUGCUACAGCCUGAUUUAGGAGAAUUAUCAUAAUCAGAUGAAAACUCAGGCAGGGCUGGCUGGGGCUGGGUCUCAUGGUGCUCCUGGUGCCAGUGUAGAUCCUGCUCUGUCCCAGUGCCAUGUUUAGAUCCCCAUACUACAGCCACAGGAGGGAGGCUGACAGCCCAGAUAUCCCAGCUGAAGGUACUGGACAGGGCUAGUCCUCAUCGCACAAACUGCAUUGACACACUAUUUGUACUGUGUAUGGGAGGAUGCAUUGACCAUGUAUGUUCUUUCAGUACACUGUGUUGCAUAGUGCUAACAGUUAUUUAUUCCACACAGUAGAACUCAUUCCAUUCUGUAGGCUAUUUCUAUAUGUAACAUUGUGAAUGUUCCUUCCUGCUGAAAGAUUACUGAAAUUGUAUAUAGUGUGUCUCUUCUUAAAGGGACAGGUCUCUCCUGGUGUUUCCUCUAGGCCAGGCUGUGAGUAGGUCUUCGGCAGCACCUACUGGCUGUAGGUGAAACCACACUACCUGUACAGUAUCAGUAGCCUGGGCUGCUGCUGUAGACAGACAGACACUGCUCCCUGCUGCUCACUCCGGAACUGCACUCUUUCCACACACCCUCUGCAGUCACACAGUGUCACUGAAACACACAAACACGCCCUGUUUGUUUUUUGACCAGCUGUGUGUUUGAACCCUAUGUAUGGUGAGAUUCUUAGAAAGUGUCUGUUGGUGUUAGAUGUAGGAAUUAGUUCUAGGAAUCCAGACAGAGCCAGCAAGUAUAUUCCCUCAUACCGUAUUUAUGUCUAUUUCUUUCCGUAUAGAAACCAAUUGUAUAGCAGCACAGUGUGAAGACCCAUAUAAAGAUUCAAAGGAAUGUUUGUUGUCUCAGAUUGUAUUUGUUAACCAGCUGAUAACAUUGAAUUUGACAUUUUAGUAAUUUAGCAGACGCUCUUAUCCAGAGAUACUUACAAGAGCAAUUAGUGUUAAGUGCCUUGCUCAAAAGGCACAUUGACAGAUGUGUCACCUAGUCGGCUCAGGGAUUCAAACCAGCAACCUUUCGGUUACUAGUCCAACGCUCUUAACGGUUAGGCUACCUGCCCCGUCCAUGGCCUCCACAGAAAUAUGAUCCCUGUGAUUCGUCAAUCUAAAUGAAGUUGAUAGGACAGUGUAUUGAGCCUCUGAGUGAAAGCAGUGCCCUUUGAGAUGAAGAUCAGAGGACGGAGGAUAAUAAGCUAUGAUUUUUGGUUCGAAAAGGACUUUAGAUACCAUAUUUGCUGUGUGUCUACCCAUAGCCUUCCCCUCCUCUACUUAGAUCACACAAUUGAUUGCUUUGUGCAGAACUCAAGAAAUAUGUUUAGAAUGACGUGUUAUCUCACUGGACAAAAGUGCUGAAAUAUUAGGAGUUAAGUGGCGGCGGUAAUAUAAUUCCUGCUUCUAUUGAUUAGACAGCCAAGCUCCUGAGAUUGCACACAUCAUGCAAUCUUAAUUAAACACCAGCCAGGAGAGCCGAGCCGACGCGUGGACACACACACGCACACUGUAGUAAUGUGGAACACCUGUGUUAUGUAAAUUCCCUCCUCCCUGCUGUACCGUUCUCACCUGUGAAAUCAGUGAAUCAGUGAACACCACAUAAACAGCUGGCCUCUUUCUAUUAUUUGGCUUUUUCUAGGCUUUUUUUUCUCUUCUGUUUUUUUAGCUCUCUCUCUUUCGCUUCUCUUUUCUCUAUCAUUGCUUUGUUGGUUAACCAGUGUAGCCCCAGGGUUAUAGUGACUCAGGGUGUGUCUGCAUGGUUAGAGCAUCACUGGGACACGAUCAGAUCAGCAGAGACCCCGCCAGCUGCCUGCCUCCUCACACACCCCCCCCCCC